AGACACGAGUGUUAGUUCAGCACGUGCAAGACACUUGGUUUUGUUUAGUGUGUGACGAGACGUUAACAGUGUGGGGUGACAUUCCCGAGACUUGCACCACGUGUAGAACUGUGUUUUCAGCUGCAACUGCUGAGGUUAAAGGUUAGUCGCGACUACUCGUCUGAUCAACGGAGGCUGCUGUUAUGGACCAUCGGAGAGCUGUAAAGUGACUUGCUGACGCACUGUAGCAGAGACAGCGCGGUGUCCUCAGGAGGAACUGGAUUCAGUGUGGGACUGGUGAGCAGCCACCGACAGAGCCACUGAACUAUAAGUCGGACUUUUUGUGUGUUUAUCUACCAAAAACUGAUUUCCAGUGUUUCCAUUUUUAUGUGCAGUGUCUUUACUUAUAUUGGUCAACAGACCUUAGCAAACAAGAUUUACAAAGGGGUUAUGCAUAAAAUUUAAAAAUUAACAGUUAUGACUUUAUAUCUUUAUGACUCUGUUACUGUACAUACAUAACCAGUCCAGUCCUUUUUGGCCCCUUAAAAUGUCUUUUUAGAACUCUUGCUAUAUUUGUUGCAAUUUCUGCUGUCCUCUUGGCCACAUUACUCUUAAAAAGCCAUUUUUUAAUGUCAAUGAGAUUUUUUAACAGGAUAGUAAAGGAUACAUAAAAGUCACUUUGCCAAAAACUGAUUGUGGCUUCUACCUUGUGAUAAGAAUGUUGUUUGUGGCUCAAGAUGACUUGAUAUCAUUCAUGAGGGAUACAUUUGACACGUUUCACAUAGUAUAGGCCAACAAGUUUUUUUUAUAGCAGUGUAAAUAUGGGGAGUCGCUUCUUGGCAAAUACCGGAAAUCAGUUUUUGACAGGCAAUCACAUUUUGGCACAACAUCACCAAUAGGUGAUAACCUGAUUUUGUGUUGCUUAAUAUCAUUUCAAACGGUAUUAUUUAAUUUAAAAAGCAUAUUUCAUUUGCUGAAGGAACUGUGAUAUCAUUUGAAUUUUAAAAAAUGUGUGUUUUUGUAGAUUUUUAUCCUGCACCUAACUACAGUAAAUGUUCUGUUCUUGUGCUUAAGUUGUCUGGGGUCCAUUCUUUCAUUAGUGUUUACGUGUAACCUGCAGGCAAGGGGUUUACGGUUAGUUUCCCUGAUUCCUGUCCAUACCAAAACCAUUGUGGAAUCUGUUCUAAUAACGAACCCAACACCCAACAUAGUGGGUCUAAACUGAUGUAGGAGGGUUUAGACUCAGUAUAACAGGUGGAGUGCUACACUUUUCAACACAUCUGUUGAAGUUCUUAGACCUCAAAAAAUAAUUUUGAAUAAUUUGUGCAUGUCUUUAUGAAGGUGUCUGACACAUCUUCUUGUGGAUCUGGUUACCCACUAGCAGAGAAUGCACAGAAAACUUUCCUUACCAUUACUUAGAAUGAUAAACCUGUAAUACCACAAGUUCAUCACACCAAACCUCAUUAGAUCUAAGGUAAGCUUAUUAUUGGAAUAAUUUUUGGAAUAACACAUUAGCUAUUCUGAUUAGAAAUGAAAUAGAGGAAAGAAGAAAUACUGGAGUCCAGUUACCUUCAAAGACUUUAUUUUCAAAGAUUUGCAUUUUAUUUUACUAUGUGUGCUGCAACCUGUAGAACAACUGGUGUGGUGCAAGUUCCUGUUUCACUUCCUCAGCAAGUUUUAAUAUUUCUGUGAAAAUUUACAGCAAAAGCUUCAAAGUACUUGAUCAUUGUGAUAGCACUGAAAGAAAUUGCCUGAUGUGAGUCAUUUCCUCAUCUGAGCUGUGAACCACAGCAAAUCUGUGUCUGUUGAUGAGUGAGACGCGAUGUGGACUACACUUUUUAUCACAACAACCCUCUGUUUUUCUGUGUCGCAAGCUGGUGAUUUUUGUGAAAAUGUUCUAGAUGAAUGCCGAAAGCAUGACUCAUGGAUUGGUUGUUAUGAAGAUCGAAUUAUGACCUGCAAACCAAGAGGCCGCAUCAUGACGGGCAUUAAACAACUCAAAGUAGACUCGCGUCAAGAGGUUGAUGUGAGUCCUACAUUUGAACAUAGAGUUCACAUCCCAUCAUCAGCUCUCCAGAGAAGCAGAGGAAAUGUGCCUGAGGUGGAGGUCCAGGUGGUGGCCUCUGUAAUUAACAGCAGUUAUUUUAAGCUGAGUCCUCCCCCAAGAAAUAGGAUACAACAAAUUUACCGCAGAAAUGGCAAAGUGUUUAGGGACUCAGUCGUAUGUGUGCGGGCAGGAAACCGUGCAGUCGAGAAUCUCUCACAACCCAUCACGUUAAGCUUCAAACACAACAAAGAGGUUGAAAGUGGAACUUGCGUAUUUUGGCAGGAAACAUCAGCAGAGGAUGGAACAGGUUACUGGAGCGGUCAAGGCUGUGAAACAAAUUACACGGCACAUGAAUUUAUUUGCAGCUGCAACCAUCUGAGCUUCUUUGCUGUGCUUGUGAAUCCAGGAAUAUCGGUGACAAAAGCUGAUGCCGACAAGCUAAGCUACAUCACUUACAUUGGAUCAGGACUCUCCGCCCCCUUCGCACUGAUCAGUUUGUUCAUCUAUAUUUAUCUACAUCGGCGGCAUCCUGAGAAAUCCAUAAGUCUGCACAUGCAGCUAACAGUGGCGAUGUUCUGCCUCCAUCUCACCUUCCUGCUGUCCAGUCUCCUGGUCCAACUACUGAAGGAAAAAGAGGACAGCUCAUCUUGCCUGGUACUGGGUCUGGUUUUACACUGGUCCCUGCUGGCCACCCUGACCUGGAGUGCUCUGGAGGGGUUCCACCUCUACCUUCUGCUCAUCCGGGUCUUUAAUAUCUAUGUGAGGAGGUACCUGCUCAAACUCAGCCUGAUUGGAUGGGGUUUUCCUACAGUGGUUGCAGCUGUUUGUGGGAUUUCACGUGUUUAUGGCAAAUACACUCUGAAUUACAGCAACAGCAAUUUAACACAACACAUAUGCUGGAUGAGCAACGAGUCUGAACAAAAGCUCCUCAUAGUCAGCUACAUCACUACCGUGGCCUUUCCUUUCUUGGUGGUAUUGUUCAAUGCCUGCAUGCUGGGGCUGGUGGUGUUUAAGAUGUGGGAUCUAAGAAGAGGUGAUAGAAACUUUGGAAGCAGCAGUGACUGGAAGAAGAUAAACAAAGAGAAAAGAAAGAGGUUAUGGAAGGACUGUGUCACAGUGCUGGGCCUCAGCUGUGUGCUGGGGUUACCUUGGGGGUUAGCCAGCACUACAUACGUUUCACUCCCUGGGAUCUAUGUAUUCACCGUAUUGAACUCCCUUCAAGGUCUAUUUAUUUUCCUGUGGUCUGUGGCUUUGGCCUGGUCAAAGUCUCAAGCUGCAAAUAACUCAUCAACCAGAGACUCUUCCUCUCAGAAAAUGGUGACUACUAGUUUCAACAGCGGAUACUGAAAAGACAAAUGUACUAUCUAUGACCUAUAUUAGGUGAUAGGCUUCUAUUGAUAUGUAGUUCAGUAUAACUAAUAUAUAUAUAUAGAGAGAGGGGGAGUGAGAGAUGUUUUAUUUCUUCCUUUUUCUAUGCAGAAAGUAAAAAAAAAAAAAUACAGAGAUUCUUGUGAUUUCCUGUUUGAGAUAUGAACACGCAAACAUCAAUAAAAACCAC
Molecule: messenger RNA, 3584 nt
Organism: Oreochromis niloticus (Nile tilapia)
Lineage: Eukaryota; Metazoa; Chordata; Actinopteri; Cichliformes; Cichlidae
Product: adhesion G-protein coupled receptor G1
Exons: 14
Coding region: 1802-3373 (523 amino acids)
Biological process (GO): adenylate cyclase-activating G protein-coupled receptor signaling pathway; cell surface receptor signaling pathway
Cellular component (GO): plasma membrane
Molecular function (GO): G protein-coupled receptor activity
Source: RefSeq, a predicted model, not a curated record